Messenger RNA from Drosophila obscura, 1798 nucleotides. RefSeq lists its product as uncharacterized. Bases 123 to 1631 code for a protein of 502 amino acids. Lineage: Eukaryota; Metazoa; Arthropoda; Insecta; Diptera; Drosophilidae. Gene Ontology annotation, molecular function: ubiquitin protein ligase activity; ubiquitin conjugating enzyme binding. The transcript is spliced from 4 exons. Gene Ontology annotation, cellular component: cytoplasm. The record is from RefSeq and is a predicted model, not a curated record. Gene Ontology annotation, biological process: multicellular organism development; proteasome-mediated ubiquitin-dependent protein catabolic process.
AACAGUUUACCAGCUGAGAGCGCAGGUUGAACACGUCUCGCGCUAGCCACUUUAUCGGUACCGUCUGGAUUUUGGCUGUAUGCAACGCGCGAGUCUUUACAGAUCUCUGAGGAUUAGGAACAAUGAAACUGACCGAUCGCAGCUCACGGCCAAAUGCAGCUUCGGCCGAAAGCGAUACGGCGACAUCGUGCGUGCGACUCUUGCGGAUACCACGUGCUGCACCCAGCAUUGAGAACUAUGGGUUUCAUCUGACCCGUAGCAAGUGGGAUCCCUAUCCAUGGGUCUGCGAGGUGGCCGCGGGCACACCUGCAGCACUGUGUGGCCUCAAGACGGGUGACUGUGUUCUAGAGGUCAAUGGCGUAGAUGUCCUUGGCCUGCGUGUCGCAGAUGUGGCCAAAAUAGUCAAGAGCCAAAAGGACUGCGUCACAAUGCUCUGCUGGAACAGUGGCUGUGAAAAGGACUGUGAUAAGAAUAGCAUAUGCUGUGCACCCAUGCCGACCAGCCUAAGACGGCUCUCCACUGCCCUUGAGAGUAUAUUGCGGCUGGUCGAGUGCCCCAUCUGCAAUCUGACCAUAAUUCCGCCGGCCAUGCAAUGCCAGAACGGACAUGUGCUCUGCGUUGAUUGCCGCAUUCGGGCCGAACGCUGUCCCAUCUGCAGGGACUUUUACACGCCACGCCGGGCCUUGUUGGCCGAACAGAUUUACUUGACCAUUGCAAAUGCCUUUGAGAUGUGUCGCUCCGAAGAUAAAUUGCGACAAAAGCUCUUCGCGGGCAUCACCAAAGUCCCAGCCGUGACGCAGCCGGCGCAAACACUUGCUGACCCAAGCAUUUGGCGGAAACGAAGGCCGCUGCUGCCAACGAAUAAAUUUCUGACCAAGCUGCUGGACGGUCGCACUGACUCGCUGGAGAAUCUCUUCGAGUCCAAUGCGGCCACACUGCUGCGCACUAAUUCCACAGACAACUUCAAUGCCUCCAAUGAAACGAUACAAUCAGCAGAGACGACAGAGCCGACACAGCCGACAGAGCCGACACAGCCGAUAGCCAGUGCCACAAUGGCAAGGACGACAACAAUGCAUCCGUCACAUGAUGAAAUUUCGGGGCAUCUUUCACUCUCAACAAAUGAUUUACGGCAUGCAACAGUUAAGCUGAAAGGGCAGCCCAAUGCCGAGAGUAAUGUCCCAGCUGAAGGCGAUGUGGAGCAGGAGGAGGAGGAGGAGUCCGGCAGUAGCCACAGUUCCGUCUCCAUCUGCUCCUGGCCAACGCGUCCGCAGUCCGACAGUCUGCUUUUCAUAGGAAAAAGUCGACCCCUGGCACUGGCCCCGUCGCAAUAUCCCCUAAACGAGUAUCGUAUGCCAUGCAAUGUCAAUGAAUCUUCGAGUACGGUCCAGCUGGCAGCAGCACCACCUUCUGUCACGCUGAGUAAAUGUGGCACGGAUUUGCCCGAGCAGGUGGUCCAAACAAAGCCAGCCUCUCUGCUCUACUGCGAGUGCGAGUGCACCUUGCCUUUUGAUGAUGAACUGACGCUGCACCAGAACCAGAACCAGAGCCAGGACAAGGAUCAGCAGCAGCAGCAAAAGCAAAAGCAUCAACGAGAAAACUGCUGCUACAAAUCCGCUUUUCGUCUGCUUUGAGCAUUCAGUUGCCGCCAGCCAACUUAAUCAACGGGCAUGCACUUAUCAGUGGGACGUUUGCUUUUGGCUGUAUUUCUUUUUGGUUUGGUUUUGUUUUUGUUUUUAUUUUUGCUUUUUGUUCUUGUGUACUAAUUAAAUUAAACGCCAGUUGCUUUGCCAAAGUUGCU